UGAUUUUUAACCAUUUGUAGUCCAACAAAUGGUACAAGCAGCUGUUUUUUAUAUGUUUACACAUCUGUGUGUAUACGAGCGGUUCUGUUUAUUUACAUUCAUUUGAAGAAUAUUCAAAUUAAUCUCAAGAAUUAUAAAAAGUAGCGAAAUGGUUAUACCUUCGGCUGAAAAGCUUGCAAGGCUAGCGUUCCAACAAUUUCAGCUAUUACCAAAAACUGGAAAACCAACAACGGAAGAGUGGACAAUCCUUUCGGCCAUACUCACACACGAUACUACAAAAGAGACUACUGAAGUCGUAGCUAUUGGCUGUGGCACUAAGUGUGUAGGUAAAAGUAAACUUUGUAGUGGUGGUCUAAUUCUAAAUGACUCUCAUGCAGAGGUACUGGCCAGACGUGCGCUUCUGCGCUAUAUUUACCAUCACUUGAAGCAAGCGAUACAAACCAACGUGAAUGAUGAAUGUAUUUUCCAUUGGGAUCCUGAAAAUACUGACUUUCGAUUACGACCAGAUCUAAGUUUUCAUUUUGUUAGCACACAGACACCUUGUGGUGAUGCCUGUAUUCGAAAUGCAGUUGAUGAAGAGACAAAUACAAAAGAAAGCAGUGUCGGAGCCACUCUACCAAAACUACGAAAAAUUAACAAUGAAAAUGAAAAGGAUCCACUCAACUUCGACGAUAAUGUAGGAGCUCUUUUAGAAACAACUCCGAAUACUGCAAUCUACACUGGAGCGAAAUUAAUUGGUUUGGCAGAUCAACAGGAUGCAAUGCAACAAAAAAUCGGCGCAAUGAGAACAAAACCAGGGCGCGGAGACCGCACAUUAUCCAUGUCAUGUAGCGACAAGUUGGCGCGUUGGAAUCUGCUUGGGCUGCAAGGAGCUCUGCUGGACGCAUUACUUGCGCAACCUAUUUACUUGGAAACAUUGACAUUUGUUGGUGGUGCAGAAAAUGAAGAAGCCAUAAGACGUGCAAUAUAUGAACGCUUUAUUGAUAAAGAUUUCAAAACUGCCAAAUAUAAAAUGCAGAAACCAAAAAUAAGAUUUGUUGAAACUGUCUCCUUUGAAUACGCUGAGAAUGAUAACCGAAAAAAUCCAUCGCCCUCUGGUAUAUCAUGGUGCAACAUUUCUGAACAUUUAAAACCCUACGAAAUAUCUGUAAAUGGUAAAAGACAAGGUGUUACCAGGAAAAAGUUAAACACACCACAAGCUGCGUUGAGAAUUAGCAAAUACCAUCUUUUGCAUGAAUUUGUGGCAAUUUUACGUUUGGAACCGAAACUGAUGGAAAAGCUACAAAUCGAUGAAAACGAGCUUAACAAUUUAAAAUACCAACAAUAUAAACAAUUGGCAAAGGAUUAUCAAGUAGCUUGGACGUUGGCCAAACAAAACUACUUUUCACAAUGGACUCAGAAGCCGCUGAAUUUACUGGAAUUUGGUUUGGUUGCCGUGGAAAAAUAAUAAUAAAAACACUCGAUUUAAUUGAAAUUUGGUCAAGUCAUUUAUUUGUAUGUAUAAUGUCACUAUAUAUUGGUUGUGUGUAUGAAUGUAAUAAUAAAUAUAUUUGUGAUAAGUGUACAACUGUAUAAAUAUUACUAUGUACAAAAUAUGCUUACCCUCAGCUGAAAUGGAUUUUUGUUUCAGUUUUAAUAUUCGGAACAUCAAAUUUCAUAUCUCAUUCUCGUGCAUGAUUUUAACAGCAAAGCAAGACUAGUAUUCUUUCAUUUUAGUGUCAAUUAAUUCAGUUUAUACAAUAUAUACUGUUACUUUUCAAUAUGCUAAAACACACAGAAGCGCCAAUUUUUUUAAUACAUGCUUAUUGUGUUUUUUCUUUAUUUAAUGCAUUUUUUUUUUUGCACAUUUAAAAUUUUUUUAACUUCAAAGCUUUUAAAAGCACAAAUAUUACAGUUGUUUAUAAUUUUGUAUUCAAAUAUAUUCAUACUUAUUAUUUAUUUAUUUUGCAUAUGUGUACUGUUAGAAUUAUAAUCAUAUAAUUAUCCUUUAAAUAUUUAAUGCAAAGUGUUUGAAUUUUUGGUGUUGUUUGGCGUGAAUUGAAAAAAAAAUACUUAACCUCCAAAUAAAAGAAAUGAAAUAAUUUUAAAGUUUGUUUUUUAUUGAAAUUUAAUCAAUUUAAAAUAGAUACAAUUUCGUUGAUAAUAUAGACGCUUACAAACGAGUUUAACAAAUAAAACUAAGCACAUACAUGCAUAAACACGUAUGCAUAAAAAUAUAUUCGUAAAAUUGAAACAACACAACUCCAAAGGAAGUUAACGAAAUUGUUAAAAUAUAAAAAAUCCUAUAGAAAAUUAAAAUUAUUUUUUUUUACAAAUUUGUCAUAAAAGCAUGAAAAAUUAAUAAAAAUAAAAAAAUAUAUUUUAACGCUAUUAUGUAAAAGGCCCCAAAAACACAUAUAUUUAACAUACUAAAUAUGUUACAUGCAGUUUUUUGCAAUUUAAUAGUUUGAAAGAUGCUUUAAAUGUUCUGCAAAGUAAUUUUAAAUUGUAUUUUUGAAAACGAUGUCAUUAUUAUUUUAUUUAUUCUUGCUAUAUUUUGUAGGCGUAUCAGAAAAAAAACAGAAAACGUUUAUUAUCUCUCAGCCUAAGUUAUAAUAAAUUUAAUUUGAUUAAAACAUAUUUAUAAGUCUACUGUCAAUAAUUGUAUGUAUUUUAUUAUGUCAUACUUGAUUGAGGUCUUAAUGUGCCUAUAAACUAAUUACAUGUAAGUAAUAAAACGUUGAAACGUCUUUUUGGUUAGUUUUUUGUUUACGGAUAUUGUUUACUCGACCGGAGUUUGAGUUUUAUCACUGUACGUAAUGCUUAAGCUACAACUACACAUUCACUUUUAUGUGUAUAAAUUGAAAGCAGAAAUUUCGUAAAGUUAUCGGUAAGACAUUUAAGCACUUAGCUGCUAAAAGUUGCCCACAACUAGA
Molecule: messenger RNA, 2915 nt
Organism: Zeugodacus cucurbitae (melon fly)
Lineage: Eukaryota; Metazoa; Arthropoda; Insecta; Diptera; Tephritidae
Gene: Adat1
Product: tRNA-specific adenosine deaminase 1
Exons: 2
Coding region: 149-1447 (432 amino acids)
Biological process (GO): RNA processing
Molecular function (GO): RNA binding; adenosine deaminase activity
Source: RefSeq, a predicted model, not a curated record